AUGUUCUCCACCUUGGGGAAGCUCUUCAGCUUUAAGAAAGAGCCAAAAACCCCUUUGGGGUUUUGUGACGGCCCGAGCAUUGGAAAGGGGAGCUUGUCCUGUUGUGACUGUCGCACGGAGGAUAGGUACGCACAGCCUUAUGACCCUGAGAAUAAAUUCCAUGAAGCGGUUUGUGAAGGAAGGAGCAAGGUGAUGAUGCGCCUUCUGUCUAAGAAGAAGUUUCACGUAAAUGACAAGGAUGAAAGGAAUCGAACUGCACUCCAUUUCGCCUGCUUUUAUGGCCAUCUGCAUCUGGUUAAUUUCCUUUUACAUAAUAAAUGCAACGUAAAUGCACUUGAUGAUCAAAAGUGCACACCACUAAUGAAGGCUGUACAAAGCUGGGAGACAAAGAUUGUUUCUGUUCUCCUUGAUAACAAAGCAGAUCCCAAUAUUAAAGAUUCUAAGGGAGAAACAGCAUUACAUCAGGCAGUGUAUGUAAACAAGCCAGAGAUUGCCACUAUUGCCACCAGUCUUCUUGAAUUUGGGGGAAACAUUGAGGAAACUACAAAGGAUGGAUUUACACCUCUGCUGCUAGCACUCAGAGAAAGGAAACUUCUCAUGGCUAAACAUUUAAUAAAUCAUGGUGCAAACAUUUAUGCACGUGAUGACUUUCAAAGAACAACGCUCAUGUAUGCAGUUAAAUGGGAUUCUGAGGAUAUUGUUGAGCUGUUACUGAAGAAAGGUAUGGACCACUCCACAAAGGAUGCAUUUGGGUGGAGUUCACUGCAGUAUGCCAUGGCAGGAAAACGCAAAGUGUCUUGUCUAAUUGUAGUUCUCAUUGCUUCUUGUAUUUUGCAAGACAUUCCUGAGAAUAUUCUGGAAAAUGGUGCAGAUGACUUACCAAUGGCUUCCGAGCAAUACAGAAAUGUAGAAGCCCAAGAAGGCUGUGUAGGUGGGGGCUGGGCACCUUAUGGUCACUUCUUGUACUUUGACUAA
This is a messenger RNA of Microtus oregoni (creeping vole), 975 nucleotides long. RefSeq names its product ankyrin repeat domain-containing protein 7-like. NCBI's taxonomy places the organism in Eukaryota, Metazoa, Chordata, Mammalia, Rodentia, Cricetidae. The record is from RefSeq and is a predicted model, not a curated record. Bases 1 to 975 code for a protein of 324 amino acids. The transcript has 8 exons. Gene Ontology annotation, molecular function: protein binding.